This is a messenger RNA of Trichoderma harzianum CBS 226.95, 3167 nucleotides long. RefSeq lists its product as hypothetical. Gene Ontology annotation, molecular function: protein phosphatase activator activity. Lineage: Eukaryota; Fungi; Ascomycota; Sordariomycetes; Hypocreales; Hypocreaceae. The record is from RefSeq and is a predicted model, not a curated record. Gene Ontology annotation, cellular component: nucleoplasm; protein phosphatase 4 complex. Bases 178 to 2766 code for a protein of 862 amino acids. Gene Ontology annotation, biological process: DNA damage response; protein dephosphorylation. The transcript has 5 exons.
UAGCUUCGCGCGCGCCCUUCUUUGCGGGGCGCAGUUACGCAAGGCACCGUGGCGGCGCUUACAAUCCUCGACCAGCCCGAGACGCCGGAGCUGUCCCUGCAGCAGCAUCUCGACCUCGCGCCCGAUCUGGUGGGCUACGGUAGCCAACUCGUCACGGGGGACGAUCCCCAGUCCUUGAUGAUGGCACAGCCGGUGCCUCAUCAGGACAAGAAGCGCGUCAAGGUCUACGAGCUGCGCAACAAUGACUGGUUUGAUCGCGGAACGGGCUUCUGCACCGCCAAGUUUGCGACGACCGAAGAUGGCAACAAAGAUCCAAAAGUCAUUGUAGAGUCAGAAGACCAACCUGAGCGACUUCUUCUGGAGACGACAAUCCAGAAACAAGAUGGAUUUCAAAAGCAACAAGAAACGCUCAUCGUAUGGCAGGAGCCAGGAAGUGGUGUCGAUAUGGCCCUGAGUUUCCAAGAGGCCGAGGGGUGUGCCAUGAUCUGGCGCUUUGUCAAUUCCGUCCAGCAGCAGUUCCAGCAGAACGCUGGUGUAGACGACAAUUUGUCUGAUGAUCUCGCUAUUGAAACGCUUGCGCCCGUUAACCUUCCCACUGCCGAGCUGGGCAACCUGGUGGAAAUCGAGACCAGCAUCAGGGUUAUGAGCGCUACUGCUACCGGCCGUGAAGCUGUUACCAAGUUCAUCGUGGCCGAUGACUAUAUCAGCAAGCUUAUCCCUCUGGUGGAGAUUGCCGAAGACUUGGAAAGCCUUCCCGACCUGCAUCGUUUGUGCAACAUCAUGAAGAGCAUCCUGCUUCUCAAUGACACAUCUAUUAUUGAGCACGCCGUAUCCGACGAGUGCCUCCUGGGAGUUGUCGGUGCUCUGGAAUACGACCCCGACUUCCCCAGCCACAAGGCCAACCAUCGACACUGGCUCAGCAACCAAGGACAUUACAAAGAAGUUGUCCCCAUAAAUGACGAUGUAGUCCGCCGCAAGAUCCACCAGACAUAUCGCCUUCAAUACCUGAAAGAUGUUGUUCUGGCCAGAAUCCUCGAUGAUCCCACCUUCUCCGUGCUCAGCUCCCUCAUAUUCUUCAACCAAGUUGAAAUCGUCCAGCACCUACAGACAAACCCAACAUUCCUCAUGAACCUCUUUGGCAUCUUCUCUGCCCACUACCCCGACACAAGGAAGCGGAAGGAGGCCGUCCUGUUUAUCCAGCAAUGCUGCGCAAUUGCCAAGACUAUCCAAGCCCCUGCGCGCCAAUCCCUGUACAUCAACUUUCUUAACCAUGGCCUGCUCCGCGUCAUCUACUAUGGCCUACGACAUGUUGACGUUGCCGUGCGCGUUGGGGCCACGGACAUUCUGAUAUCCAUCAUUGACCAUGAUCCGACGCUUAUCCGCCAAACCAUUUUCCGACAGAUGCAUGAAGGGCCCUCAUCACUAUUAGAUUCCCUUAUCGAUCUUCUUCUGGUCGAAGUUGACUUGGGAGUCAAGACCCAAAUUUCAGAUGCUCUCAGAGUCAUUCUGGACCAGGGAGGAGGCCCAGCAGCUGUCAAUGAAGCAGCGGCUAAUAACAAUGCUAACGGCGGCGGUAACAAGCAGCAAGCCGCCGAAUUGGCUGCCAGGGCAAGGAUGCAAAUGCCUAUUGAUCCUCAGCAUGAGCACUUCCUAACUCGCUUCUACGAGUCCUCGGCUCUCAAGCUGUUCAGGCCUCUUAUCGAGCUAGACACCCGUUCUCAUCUGGACUUUACUGUUCAGGAGGCUGCCAUGUUCUCAUGCCUGGUGGAAGUGCUUGGCUUCUUUAUCCGCCAACACCAUCGGUUUAGCAGAUACUUCUUCAUCAUGCAUAACCUGGCCGCACGCAUCGUCCAGCUUCUCAAGUGUCGAGACAAAUACCUGCAGCUAGUUUCGAUUCGAUUCUUCCGACUAAUUGUUGGCCUCCAGGAGGAGCUGUAUGUCAAGAAUUUAAUCGAGAACGAUGUUUUGGGUCCUAUUCUCGAGGUUCUGGUAGAGACUGUGCCGCGAGACAAUCUUGUCAGUGCAGCUUGCACCGAACUCUUUGACUUUGUCAAGAAGGAGUACCUGAGAGACAUGGUUAAGCAGCUUGUGGCUGACCAUCGGGAGAACCUGCUUCUCGUUAGCCACAUACCGCCUUGUCAAGACCUGAUUACGCGCUAUGACCAGACUGAGGGCUACACAACCAACAUGGAGUACUUCGCCGAUACAGACGACGAUGUGACGAGGAGACCGCCCAACGUCAGAAUGAUGGAGCAUCUACCCAUUGAUUUACGUGAAGAGGAGUACUGGGACGCUUCUGACCCUGAAGACGAAGGGGAAGAUCACAGCUCAGGAGAUAGGUUGUCCGAGAACGGCGGGUCGACUUCUGGGAAGCCUCUAGUUGACUAUGCUUCGGAUGAGGAAGAUGGCGACGAUGGUUUAGACAACGAUACCGAUGACCAGUCCAAAGACGAUGGCGAUGAUAAUGCCGAUUUCAGCCCACGGUCGAACCUCUCGGCUAACGUGCCACCGCCCGAACGUCUCUCUGAAAAACGCAGGCGAGAGGAAGACGAGGAAGACGAUGACGAGCUAGGCAAGCUGAUGCAUAGCAAGCGACGCAACAGCAGUUCUACGGAAUCCAACUCGUCAAUUACACCGGGCCUUACCCGAAGACGCAAGUCGAGCUUCACCAACGGGGGCAAUAACGUGACACCCAGGAAGAUUGCAAUUAGCCUGUCACCAGCUCUGAGGUCAGGCGGUCCCUCUCGAUCCGACGAUGACUCGUGAAAGAUGGACUUGCUUUGGUUGCAGUGGUGUACGGCAUUAUACCCUCUCUUCAUUUCUCUUCACUUGACCCUGUUCUUAUUGCAUCAUAAUUUUUCUCUCGGCCAUGACAAAGUAAAGAGCAGAUGAUUACUCUGUGUCCAAGGGUUGGUCCUCGUAAAACGAGGAAGAUGGCGGCGGGUAGGCAACAAGGCGGCGUUAGGAUAAUUCCCUUUAUUUCAUCCCUGGGUUGGUCAUCGGCCACAUCGUAUUGUUUUUGGUUUUUCUUGUUAUCUUUGGGAUGAUGAUACGGCUCACUGGGCCGUCACUGUUGGAGAUGCAACGGCGGCGGCGGCGGCAAACCCCCUUUUUCAGAAAUAGAAUCAACAUAGUGGAGGAAGGACUUUAUAGGGACAAGAUCGGAA